ACUGCCAUAGAAUGGUAACUACAUUUCCCAGAAACCCUUUCUCCCUAUGACAGCCCCGAGGCGCCACUUGUGUGAGAGACAGUUGGGGUUAGCUAACGCCCGGUGACGGCUAGCCCGGCAGGAUGGGUGUAUCAGAUUUACACUUUGAUACGGACGCGGGACCUGUGGUGGAUCUUACAGCUCGGGGGAUGCACAAGCUGGAUCCCAGUUUCGUCUGUUCUGAAGACACCCACACUCUCAUCUUGGACCGCAAUAACAUCAUGAAGCUGGAUAGUCUGGAACGAAGCCCCAGCCUUCAGCAGCUAUCUGUAGCCAACAACCGUCUGGUCAGGAUGAUGGGGGUGUCUCAGCUCAUGCAGCUGAGGGUCCUCAAUCUGCCCAACAACAGCAUCGGCUACAUUGAAGGACUGCGUGAUUUACCUCAUCUGAAAUGGCUGAACCUUUCUGGAAACAACAUAAAGGUGAUUGAACAGCUGAACAGCUGCGUGUCUCUUCAACACCUGGACUUGUCUGACAACAGCAUAUCCACCAUUGGAGAUCUGACUAAACUGGUGGCAUUAAAGACCCUUCUGCUUCAUGGAAACAGCGUUACAACACUCCGCACUGUUCCCGCUCACCUGCCGGCGCACCUUUCCAUUCUGUCUCUGGCAGAAAACGAGAUCAGGGACCUUAAUGAGGUGUCGUACCUGGCAUCACUCCAUGAGCUGGAGCAGCUCUCCAUUAUGAGCAACCCCUGCGUUAUGGCGACUCCUUCCCUGCCAAGUUUUGACUAUCGGCCAUACAUCAUGAGCUGGUGUCUCAAUCUAAAAGUCCUGGAUGGCUAUGUGGUGACCCAAAAGGAAGGUCUGAAAGCAGAGUGGCUCUACAGUCAGGGUAAAGGCCGUUCGUUCCGUCCAGGGCAGCACGUCCAGCUGAGUCAGUAUUUGGCCACCGUUUGCCCUCUGACGGCAUCACCAGCUCUGGAGACGGCAGAAAACGCCAAACUAGAGAAGAUCCUCAGCAAGCAGAGGUUUCAUCAAAGGCAGCUGUUAGAGGAGACCCGGGGGGGCUGCCUCAGUCCUCCACGUCCUACUCAGCUUGACGUGGAGAGGCAUAGCCCUUCACAUCCACUAGGGGGCGAUCAAGAGGAGAAAGAAGGCCCCACACCAGGACCAGCCAAUCCUCCAUCCGUCUCUGAGAAGGAACCGGUGGUGCAGUUCAACACCUGGGUGAGCUGCGAUCCCGCUCAUGCUUCGCUGCCGGUGGUUCACAGCCAAAGGCUUGCAGAGGAACACGUUUAUUUGGAGGAUGUGCAGACAGACGAGGACAAACUCAACAGCAGCAUGCUGUCCUCCGAGUCCGUAUUUCUGCCCUUCACAUCAGACACAGACCUGCACACAACCCACACCGACACCGAAGACGAGACCGAGACGUUUGAGCCCGAUUCUCUGGCUCUGAAACGGCCGGCGCAGCCUAAGGCGCACAGGACACGCCAUUCUCCCACAGAGAAACCGGAGCAGACAACUGUAGAGAAAGAGGCCGGCGCCACCACUGCUGGAGUGCCGCUCGACGGUCCCGAGGCGUCCAUUGAAAGAGCCGAAAUAAAAGGAGAAGUGGGUUUGUUUUUGAGGAAAACAUCAGUGACAGAAGCAGACAGAGCAGCUGUUAGAAUCCAGUCCUGGUGGCGAGGACAACACACUCGAUGUUGUCACCCCGCGGCUAAAGAGGUGCGCGGGGAAAUCCGCCUGCGCAGGAUGCAAGAUCACAUCAUCUUCCUGACAGACAAAUUAGAAAAUGUGCAGAAGCAGCUUGAAGACGAGAGGCUGCAGAGGCUGGUGCAGGAGGAGGCCGUCAAGUUCCUGUGGAAAGAGCUCCAGUCCGUGCAGCAGUGGCAGCAGUCUGUGGAGCAGCUGCUAGCAGCCGUUAAACCAGCCACUCCUCAGAUUGCAUCUCCUGCACUCUGCAGUGCAGCUCCCCCCAUUGCUUCCAAAAGCCCAAACCCCCCCGGCACAGGGGUGUCCUUCCCAGACUCGGGUUUCCAGUCGACCAUCGACCAGCAGUCGGCGCAGGAGGACAGCUUCCUGAGCAGCGGCACGGCGGACUCUCUGAAGACGGUGCGAGCGCUGAGCCCUGCAGGCGCCGGCGUGGACAGCACAGACUGCAGCCUGCUGGAGCAGUACCUGUCCUCUGUGCAGCAGAGGGAGGAGGAGGAGGUGGAGGAGGAGAGGAGCCAGAACACAGAAACGCCUCCUCCUUCCUGUUCGGGGUCACCCGGCACGGCAGCCCCCACUACCCACCUCCCCACACAGAGGGAAACAAAAUCCCCCCCAGCUUCAUCUGAGAGCCCCGAGUCAGUGGUGGUGGGGGAACCCCCAUCUGACAAAGACCAACAGAGCCAGAACGUCUGAACCAGUGAAUAUAACUCUUUUAUACUUCCUUAAAAGUACGCACAUUUUCUUCAUUGUAAAUACAAUAAAGUGUAUUGUUAUUAAUAACUUCUGUAACGUAUGCAGGUUGAAGCUUCAAUCAAUAAAACAGGGAUUGUGUA
Oryzias melastigma (Indian medaka) is the source of this 2527-nucleotide messenger RNA. RefSeq names its product centrosomal protein 97 (gene cep97). Bases 123 to 2387 code for a protein of 754 amino acids. The transcript is spliced from 11 exons. Gene Ontology annotation, molecular function: protein binding. The record is from RefSeq and is a predicted model, not a curated record. Lineage: Eukaryota; Metazoa; Chordata; Actinopteri; Beloniformes; Adrianichthyidae.